AUGGAGUGUGAUGACAUGGACUGUGACGACAUGGAGUGUGACGACAUGGAGUGUGACAACAUGGAGUGUGACGACAUGGAGUGUGACAACAUGGAGCGUGACAACAUGGAGCGUGACGACAUGGAGUGUGACGACAUGGAGUGUGACGACAUGGAGCGUGACGACAUGGAGAGUGACGACAUGGAGUGUGACGACAUGGAGUGUGACGACAUGGAGUGUGACGACAUGGAGUGUGACGACAUGGAGUGUGACGACAUGGAGUGUGACAACAUGGAGUGUGACGACAGGAAACUAGGGAGGGGGGAAGAUAGUGAAGAUGAAGGGGUAAUGAACAUCACUGCUGGUUACCCUCUUCACCACUAA
This is a messenger RNA of Closterium sp. Yama58-4, 363 nucleotides long. The record is from the annotation of a GenBank genome assembly. Lineage: Eukaryota; Viridiplantae; Streptophyta; Zygnematophyceae; Desmidiales; Closteriaceae.